Molecule: messenger RNA, 357 nt
Organism: Neltuma alba
Lineage: Eukaryota; Viridiplantae; Streptophyta; Magnoliopsida; Fabales; Fabaceae
Product: TMV resistance protein N-like
Exons: 2
Coding region: 1-357 (118 amino acids)
Biological process (GO): defense response; signal transduction
Source: RefSeq, a predicted model, not a curated record
AUGGAUGAGCUCGUUCAUAUUAUGAAAUGCAAGGAUAAAUACCAAAGGUUUGUUAUCCCUAUUUUCUAUGAUGUAGAUGCAUCAAAUGUUCGCAAACAAAAUGCAAGAUUUGGAGAUGGAUUUGUGGAGUUGAAGCAGAGAUUUAAACACAACCAAGAAAAAGUGCAAGAGGGGACAAAUGCUUUGAUCCAAUCAGCAAAUCUGUCUGGGUGGGAUUCAAAGAAUUUCAGGCCUGAAUCCAAACUUGUUAAAAAAAUUGUUGAAGACAUUUUGAGCAAAUUGAAUCGCAAGUCAUUCUUUCAUUUGGAAGGACUAGUUGGAAUUGAUCAUCAGAUUCAAAAAUUGAAAAGCUACUAA